This is a messenger RNA of Lontra canadensis (Northern American river otter), 3261 nucleotides long. It is a transcript of the gene SLC14A1, whose product is annotated as solute carrier family 14 member 1 (Kidd blood group). The record is from RefSeq and is a predicted model, not a curated record. Gene Ontology annotation, molecular function: urea transmembrane transporter activity. Gene Ontology annotation, biological process: urea transmembrane transport. Gene Ontology annotation, cellular component: membrane. Lineage: Eukaryota; Metazoa; Chordata; Mammalia; Carnivora; Mustelidae. The coding region runs from base 308 to 1750 and encodes 480 amino acids. The transcript is spliced from 12 exons.
AUAUCAGGUGUAGGACAGGGGACUGGUCCUUGGCAAUGCUUUGGCCGGGUAUCCUGAAGUGGGAGGAGAAAGCAGAGGGCACGGAUAUGCCGAGCGGGGUUCUGAGUACGAAACUGUCAGGUGCCUCCUCCCAGCACUAUCUGCUCCGGAGCACCCUCCCUCUUACUGGAGCCUCGCCGCACUUUAUCAGCCAGAGCCUUCUGCCCCCGGGAAGCCAGCCGGCGCCUUUAAAGAAAACUGAGCACCUCCCACCACUUCGAACCCAAAACUACCUACAAUAAAGACUAUUUAUGGAGAGAAAGGAAGGAUGAAUGGACAGUCUUUGAUUGGCGCCGCUGGUGAUGCCCCUCGUGGUCCUCUUUGGAAGGACCGUUGUGGAGAUGAGGCUGGUGAGGCCGGGCUCCGAGGCUUCGCCUGGCUUGGCGUGGUCCGGGCACACGGGCCCCCGGAUCAGGUGCUUGUUGGCUAUGAUAAAUGCAACAAGGAUGGGGCCAAAGCUAGCCAUGAGAACCCCUUAUUCACAGCCUGGCCACAGGGAGAAGAUGAGCUGGUUUAUCUGGAUAGAUUUGGGGAGCUGGAGGAAGAGGUAACCAUGGAGGACAGCCCCACUAUGGCUAAAAUGGACCAGGGUGAAAAUCAGGUUUUACCAAGUCCAAGAAGAAGGUAUCUCCCCAAGGCACUUGGCUACAUCACUGGUGAUAUGAAAGAAUUCGCCAGCUGGCUCAAAGACAAACCACAGGUGCUCCAGUUUGUUGACUGGGUCCUUCGGGGCAUAUCCCAAGUGGUGUUUGUCAGCAACCCCAUCAGUGGAAUCUUGAUUCUGGUGGGACUCCUGGUCCAGAAUCCCUGGUGGGCUCUUAACGGCUGUGUGGGAACGGUGGUCUCCACUCUGACGGCCCUAUUGCUUUCUCAGGACAGGUCGGCAAUAGCCACAGGACUCCAAGGCUACAAUGCCACGCUGCUGGGAAUCCUCAUGGCUGUCUUUUCAGACAAGGGCAACUAUUUCUGGUGGCUAUUACUCCCGGUGUCGGCUAUGUCCAUGACUUGUCCAAUUUUCUCAAGCGCGUUGAACUCCUUGUUCUGCAAAUGGGAUCUCCCAGUCUUCACUCUGCCCUUCAACAUGGCGUUGUCGAUGUACCUAUCGGCCACAGGACAUUACAAUCCAUUCUUCCCAGGCAAAUUGUUCAAACCUGUAACCGCGGUUCCCAAUGUCACCUGGCCUGAGCUCAAUGCCCUGCAGUUACUGAAAUCGCUGCCCGUGGGUGUGGGCCAGAUCUAUGGCUGUGAUAACCCGUGGACGGGGGGCAUUUUCCUGUUUGCCCUUCUGCUCUCCUCCCCACUCAUGUGCCUGCAUGCAGCCAUCGGAUCGCUGCUGGGGAUAGCGGCAGGACUCAGCGUUUCGGAGCCAUUUGAGAACAUCUACCUUGGACUCUGGGGUUUCAACAGCUCUCUGGCCUGCAUUGCAAUCGGAGGAAUGUUCUUGGCUCUCACCUGGCAAACCCACAUCCUAGCUCUUGCCUGUGCUCUGUUCACUGCCUACCUCGGAGUCAGCCUGUCCCACAUGAUGGCUGUGGUGGGGCUGCCGGCUUGCACCUGGCCCUUCUGUUUGGCCACACUCCUCUUCCUCUUGCUGACCACGAAAAACGACAACAUCUACAGGAUGCCCCUCAGCAAAGUCACUUAUCCUGAAGAAAACCGCAUCUUCUACCUCCAGGCCAAGAAGAAAAGGAUGGUUGAAAGCCCUUUGUGAGCGCAAUCCCCACCCACAGCCAAAGUCCCAAGGGGGCACUGACGCGGCUGACUGCCUCACGUGACUCCCAGGGUCUCGGCAAACUGCUGUUUUUCACUAGCAACAACAUUCACACUAACCCAUUGGCAAUCUGCUCUUAGGCUCAUUUUUGUGGCUUUCUUUUAGACUCCAGGAACAUCCCCAAACGUGUGAGAGACACGUCCAGAUGGUCUGCCCUGGUUGGGGCGUGGGUGCUAGACAUACACUCUACUUAUAAAGUCAAAUGCUCCAACAGAAAGAAGACGUGAGACCAGAGCUCACUAUUUCUCGAUAUUCUUGGUGUUUGGUUGGCUGCAUGAUACUGACAGUAUUACAAAUUAAGCUCUACAAACCAACGAAGCCUUCAAAGAAUGGAAUUGGUGGUCACAAAUCAAAGUCAACCCAGAAUUCUCUGAUAAGCAGUUUGACUUGUUUAAAAUCAAUACAAGUUCCGUGGGACAGCUGUGGCGCACACAGCUGGUUCUCCAGCUCCGGGGCAGAAGGGCCUGGAUGCGGCCCAAUGUGUGUGAGGCAUUCUACAGGAGAUGGUUGAUUCUUUCCAGGCUGACACAUUGUGUGGGAGGGAGAAAGGGAUUUUAUCAGUCAGAAUGACUCUGUGGUGUUAUUUUUCUUAGAAAUCGCAAAAGACAUUUUAGAUAAAGUAUAUGAUCUUUUUCUUAGGAGAAUGGAUUUGUUUCAAUGAGGUAAAAUAGAAGUUCUGGUUUCACGAGCCCCAGGUUAUUAAAGAAAAGUUGCAUUUUUUUAUAAAAUACUCAGCAUAGCUCUUUUUACUUUAAUCCCCAAGUUGAUUCUGUAAAUGCCAUGAAUGCCUAGAACCAAGUCAUCAACCUCCAGGGCCCUUUAAAACCACAUUUGGAAUUCAUCUGAGGAUGUCUUCAACCUUAUAAAGACUGAAAAUGAAGGUCAGAUUGUUUCUGGGUGCUCGGAAGUUGUUGAGUUUCUUACUUUAAAAAACAAAUUCAUUAUUUUUUGCACGCUCACAAUAUUCUCACUCAGAAACCUGACAAGACAUACCAGUAAAGGGUUCUCCUGUUUUUCUUCGCUUUAAUUAUAAAGUUAUCGGUCCUAUAAACAUUCUGUACCUGAACAUGUUGAGGACGCCGUGGAAAGUUUGCUCACUACCUUCUAGUUCAGUCUUUAUCAACUCAGUAUUUUGGGGGAUUCAAAAAGAGAAACCGUAGAAGCCUAAAGGAUUUUUCUCCUUGGAGUUUGCCAGGCUCAAUGCAAAACACACAGUUUGAUGCAUGAAAAAACAGAAGGGAAGGAACCCUACAAAUAUCUUGGGAAGAAGUCCACAUCUUCCUUUUCUCGGGGAACACAAACAUUGCUCCACUUUAACAACGCUGCAACCAAAGCCCUUUGAAGCCCUGAAUUUGCAACUCUCACAGUCAUGUGCAUGCCUGUGGAAAACUAAAUUUUUAAUCGUUCAGAUGGACAUCUCCCUUGUUAGGGAAUUUGUGAAAUAAGAUUGG